Dama dama (fallow deer) is the source of this 2413-nucleotide messenger RNA. RefSeq names its product zinc finger CCHC-type containing 4 (gene ZCCHC4). Gene Ontology annotation, biological process: rRNA methylation. Gene Ontology annotation, molecular function: nucleic acid binding; zinc ion binding; rRNA (adenine-N6-)-methyltransferase activity. The coding region runs from base 23 to 1564 and encodes 513 amino acids. The transcript is spliced from 13 exons. Lineage: Eukaryota; Metazoa; Chordata; Mammalia; Artiodactyla; Cervidae. Gene Ontology annotation, cellular component: nucleolus; cytoplasm. The record is from RefSeq and is a predicted model, not a curated record.
CUUUCGGGACGGCGGUGGGAACAUGGCGACCUCCAGGGACCGGCUUGGAGCCGUGGAGGCAGAGGAGAGCUCGAGUCGCCAGGGGUACUCGGGAGUCGAGGUGGUGCUUUCUUCUGAUUCCGCCAUCCCCGCCCCGCUGUGCCCUCACGGACCUACUCUUCUGUUUGUAAAGGUGAACCAAGGGAAAGAAGAAACACGAAGGUUUUAUGCCUGCUCAGCUUGUAGAGAUAGAAAAGAUUGUAAUUUUUUUCAAUGGGAAGAUGAAAAGUUGUCAGGAGCCAGACUUGCUGCCCGGGAAGCCCAUAACCGAAGCUGUCAGCCUCCUUUAUCUCGAUCUCAGUGUGUGGAAAGGUACUUGAAGUUUAUUGAGUUGCCCUUGUCUCAGAGAAAGUUUUGUCAGAGCUGUCAGCAGUUGCUGUUGCCGGAUGAUGAGGAGAAGCAUCGUGAACAUCAGGUAAUGGGUGAUGUUUCUAUCACCCAGUUAAAAAGGCCCAGUAAACUCCUUUAUCCACUGGAAAACAAGAAGACAAAUGCCCAGUAUCUGUUUGCUGACCGGAGCUGUCUGUUCUUGGUAGACCUGCUCUCGAACCUUGGAUUCAGAAGAGUACUGUGUGUUGGGACCCCAAGGUUACAUGAGCUGAUCAGGUUGAAAGAAUCAGGUGACAAGAAGUCUAACAUUAGAAGUCUUUUAUUGGAUAUUGAUUUUCGGUAUUCGCAGUUUUAUAUGGAAGAUAGUUUUUGCCAUUAUAAUAUGUUUAACCAUCACUUCUUUGAUGGAAAGGCUGCCCUUGAAGUGUGCAAGACAUUUUUACAGGAAGAUAGAGGUGAAGGAGUGAUCAUGGUGACAGAUCCUCCAUUUGGUGGCUUGGUUGAACCUCUGGCUGUUACAUUCAAGAAGUUAAUUGCUAUGUGGAAAGAAGGUCACAGCCAAGAUAACAGUCAGAAAGAACUACCCAUAUUCUGGAUUUUCCCCUAUUUUUUUGAAUCCCGAAUUUGUCAGUUUUUCCCAAGCUUCUGCAUGCUGGAUUACCAGGUAGAUUAUGAUAAUCAUGCACUUUAUAAACAUGGAAAGACAGGACGGAAACAGUCUCCUGUGCGUAUUUUCACAAAUAUCCCACCUAACAGAAUAAUCCUUCCUAUUGAAGAAGGGUACAGAUUUUGCCCCCUGUGUCAACGAUAUGUUUCUCUAGAGAAUCAGCACUGUGAACACUGUAAUUCUUGCACAUCCAAGGAUGGCAGGAAAUGGAACCAUUGCUUUCUCUGCGAAAAGUGUGUAAAGCCUUCCUGGAUCCACUGUAGCAUUUGCAGUCACUGUGCUCUUCCAGAUCAUUCUUGCCAGGGCCCUAAAGACGGCUGCUUUAUUUGUGGUGAAUUAGACCAUAAACGGAGUACUUGUCCUAACAUUUCUACGUCUAAGAAAGUUAACAAGGCUGUCAGAAAGCAGAAGCAAAGAAAAAGCAAUAAGAUGAAAAUGGAGACCACUAAAGGACAAUCCAUGAAUCAUACAUCUGUUACAAGGAAGAAGAAAAGGAGAGAAAGAACCCAUCAAUAUCUUUGCUCUUAAAUGUCCAGUGACUUGAGAAUAAGAAAGAUUUAUAGUCCAACCUUUGAUGCCAUUUUCUGAAAGUGCCAUGUUGGACUUAAAUUCUGUUGCUUUCAAAGGUAUGCACCUUUCUAAGCUUGAAAAUAAGGAGGUGGUAUUUUGCUGGUUUAUAGACAUCCCCCCUUUACACGCACCCCCCUCCCACACACACACACUGCAGCCCCUCUGGAGAUCUUUGCCGGCUUGCUAGCUUUUGGUGCCUUUUUUCUCUCUUUACAUCUCUUCCAGUAAUAUUAUUUUAGCCUCUUUUAUCUGGAAAAUGGGCACAGAGCAUUCUUUUGCAGAAACAAGGAAGAAAAUAAGAAUGAAAACCCGAGGUUUUGUUUACAUUGAAUGUAAGAGUAUGUUGUUAUAUAUGUUAAAUUAGAUAUUAAAAUAUUGUACAAUGGCUUAAAUCCCACUUGUAAAGAGAAAUACACUGUACAGUUGUUUUUUUUUUUAAGACAGAAUCUGAAGAUGGAAAGAAUUUUGACAAAGGCCGUCUAAAACAAUUAUGGUUAUAUUAAUAUUAAAUAUUUAUUUUUCAACUACUCUUUGCAGUUAUCCUUUGAUGAUAUAGAAUCACCUAAAUGUUUGUUGAAUUAUGACUUGCUCUGUCAUCUUAUUGUCUGUUAACUUAGGCAGGAUGUUUCUUUAUAAAAGUUGUAGCAGAGGCAGUCUGUUUUGGUGAUUCAAACUCCUCUUUCCUAUUCUAACACUUAAUGGUUGUAUAUCUUUGGCCAAGUCAUUCACUCUAUAGAAGCCACUGUUUCUUCAUUAAUAUAAUAGGGACAACACAUCUCAGGAUUGUUUGUGGUUAAAUUAAAUAAG